AUGCCAACCACCAAACAGACCCGAGCAGGCAAGGUCGGCCCUGCUGUGGAGAACGUUGACCCUGAGAAGGAGGAGAACAGUCAUGCUAAAAGGUCUUCAUCCUCACCCCAAGGGGGGCGCAAGAAGAGGUCAGCAUUCGGAGACAUCACGAAUGCUUGCAAGAACCAGGUGGUGGCAGGGAAGAAGGAGGCCUUGAAAGUGGCACCACAGAAGGCACAGAAGGCACCUGGUGCCCUGGAGGUGGCCAAGAACAAUGAGGUCAACCUGAAAAAAUCAAUGAAGAAAACUCCCCCAGCAGCUCCUGCAGAGUCCAAGGUGGAUCCUGUACCAGAGAAAGUGGUGCCUGUGCAGGAAACAAAGACCCCUGAGGAGAAGCAAUUACCAGCAGUGGAGGACAUCGACAAGGAGCAGCUGGGUGACCCCUAUGCCAAUGCAGAGUAUGCCAAGGACAUCUUUGAAUACAUGCGUGAAAGAGAGGAGAAAUUCUUUCUUCCUGACUACAUGGAAAAGCAGCCAGACAUCAGUGCAGACAUGCGUGCCAUCCUUGUGGACUGGAUGGUAGAGGUGCAGGAGAACUUCGAGCUGAACCAUGAGACUUUGUACCUGGCUGUGAAGCUGGUGGACCACUACCUGGUGAGGGUGGUGAGCAUGAGGGAGAAGCUGCAGCUCAUCGGCUCCACUGCCAUCCUCAUUGCCUCCAAAUUUGAGGAGCGGUGCCCACCAUGUGUGGAUGACUUCCUCUACAUCUGUGAUGAUGCCUACAAGCGGGAGGAGCUCAUUGCCAUGGAGAUGAGCAUUCUCAGCACUCUCAACUUCGACAUCAACAUCCCCAUCUCAUACCGCUUCCUGCGGCGCUUCGCCAAGUGCGCCCGUGCCAGCAUAGAGACGCUGACGCUGGCUCGCUUCCUCUGCGAGAUGACCCUGCAGGAGUACGACUAUGCCCGCGAGAGACCCUCAAAGCUGGCUGCCAGCUGCCUGCUUCUGGCACUCACCAUGAAGAACCUCGGGGGCUGGACCCCUACACUGGAGUACUACAGUGGGUACAGUGCCCAGGACCUGCAUUCCCUGGUGAAGAGGCUGAAUUUCCUGCUCACAUACCAGCCCCGGGACAAGUUGAAUGCUGUGCGCAGCAAGUACUCACACAGGGUCUUCUUUGAGGUUGCCAAAGUCACCCCCAUGGACAUGCUCAAGCUCGAGGAAGCACUUACUAGCUGCUAG
This is a messenger RNA of Acanthisitta chloris (rifleman), 1218 nucleotides long. RefSeq names its product cyclin B3 (gene CCNB3). The record is from RefSeq and is a predicted model, not a curated record. Bases 1 to 1218 code for a protein of 405 amino acids. Gene Ontology annotation, cellular component: nucleus; cyclin-dependent protein kinase holoenzyme complex; cytoplasm. Lineage: Eukaryota; Metazoa; Chordata; Aves; Passeriformes; Acanthisittidae. Gene Ontology annotation, biological process: regulation of cyclin-dependent protein serine/threonine kinase activity; mitotic cell cycle phase transition. Gene Ontology annotation, molecular function: cyclin-dependent protein serine/threonine kinase regulator activity. The transcript has 11 exons.